AUGAUUUUUUCAGUUAAUAUUGCCCUAAACAAACCAGCCCACCUGCAGCACCCGCUGAACCCAAAUAACACCACACACAAUGCGCAUAAUGCUGUAGAUGGGCGCAAAUCUGACCUUACAUGGGAAGGGGGUCAAUGUUCUACAUCGGCUGGCAGAGAAACCGCAACCUGGUGGGUGAAUCUGACAGACAUUCGCAGCAUCCAUCAUAUCAACAUCUACUAUAUGGUGGGGGAAAGACCUUGGGGUGCAUCCAAUCUCUUCACACCGUCCUUUUUGGGACUCUCAGUGUAUGUAUCCAACACAACAGAUAAAUUACAAGGAACUUUGUGUUUCAAGGACAGAAUUUUUACAUUAGACACCAUACCUGCUAACCUCACCAUCACGUGUCCUAUACAUGGACAAUAUGUCAUAUACUACAACGAAAGACUGUCCAGUGUUACCUACCCGGAGGGUUAUUCUCCCUUUGCUCAGAGUGAUCUUUGUGAAGUCGAGGUGUAUGGAUGUCUUUCAACUGAAUACUAUGGAACUAAUUGUUCAAUACCCUGCCCAGAUGUCAACUGUGAUUAUUGUCACAUAGAUACGGGCACCUGCCAGGGCUGUAAACCUGGGUACAAAGGUCAUCACUGUGAAACAGGUUGCUCACAUGGAUUCUUCGGACAAAACUGUGACAAUAAAUGUAAUAGCACAUGUACAGGCUGUAAUAGUGUCAAUGGCAGUUGUGAUUCGGGAUGUAUCCCAGGAUGGACGGGAUAUUAUUGCAAUGAAAGAGAUGUCAUACCAGUUUGUAGAAAAGGAUCAUAUGGAAUAAAUUGCAAUGAAACAUGUGGCCACUGUCGAGACAUAGACCAGUGCUUUCACAUUAAUGGCACUUGCUUAACUGGAUGUGAAUCUGGUUUUCAGGGAGACUUCUGUAAAACACGUGCGUAUAUGUUCAGAUAA
Messenger RNA from Magallana angulata, 939 nucleotides. RefSeq names its product multiple epidermal growth factor-like domains protein 11. NCBI's taxonomy places the organism in Eukaryota, Metazoa, Mollusca, Bivalvia, Ostreida, Ostreidae. The transcript has 5 exons. The record is from RefSeq and is a predicted model, not a curated record. Gene Ontology annotation, molecular function: scavenger receptor activity. The coding region runs from base 1 to 939 and encodes 312 amino acids.